AUGGUUUCUACUUCUUCCACUCCUCCCAAUCAGUGGAAGCCAUGGGAUGUUUUUAUUAGUUUUAGAGGCGAUGAUACCCGUUAUACUAUUCUCUCCCAUCUCCGUCAAGCCUUUGAGGAAAAACAAAUCAAGGUGUUUAAGGAUGAAGAGCUUCGUAAAGGAGAAGAGAUCUCAUCAGAGCUCUUGAAAAUAAUCCGAGAAUCAACACAUGGAUCUGAGCAUUUGCCUUUGAAUUCUUCUAAUAAUUUUUACAUCGAAAUUGCCUGCAUAGUUGUGGUUGCAAGUGCUACAUAUUCUGCUUCUGUUGUGGAGAGUGCAGUGCAUUCUUGCUUCUUUGUUGCCCAUGCUAUUGCUCCCUUACUGUGUAGAAAGGCAUAUCCUGUGGUGCUUCGUCUAUCCUCUAAACAUUGA
This is a messenger RNA of Hevea brasiliensis (rubber tree), 411 nucleotides long. RefSeq lists its product as uncharacterized. The record is from RefSeq and is a predicted model, not a curated record. Gene Ontology annotation, biological process: signal transduction. Lineage: Eukaryota; Viridiplantae; Streptophyta; Magnoliopsida; Malpighiales; Euphorbiaceae. The transcript is spliced from 2 exons. The coding region runs from base 1 to 411 and encodes 136 amino acids.